UCUGUCACACUUCGGCUGGCAGAAGCUCACUUCAGAUCACAGGGAGUGAGAACAACAGAGAAGCAAAGAUGAGUCAUGACCAACAUGAAUCAGUCUGUGAGAAGUUCUCAAGGGAACUCAGACAUUUCAAAUGGAGGGAAAUUUUCACAUGGAAGCUCCUGAAAACGCUGGCCAUGGGUCAGGGUCUCUCAGCACUGAUAUGUGGGACUGCAGUGACAUCUCAGUACCUGGCCACAGAAUUUCACCUGGAUGUACCGAUGUUUCAGGGCUGGAUCAAUUACAUACUUCUAUGCCUCACCUAUACUAUUGCACUGUGUUUUAGAAAAGGUGAUGAAAAUAUUAUGCAGAUCUUAAGGACAAAAUGGUGGAAAUAUUUAUUGUUGGGGCUGGCAGAUGUUGAGGCAAAUUAUGCAGUGGUGAAGGCUUACCAGUAUACCACAUUAACCAGCAUACAGCUUUUGGACUGCUUUAUUCUCCCAGUGCUUUUGAUCCUGUCCCGAGUCUUCCUGAAGACACGCUACAGAAUCGUUCACUAUGUAGCUGUAUGUGUGUGUCUGGCUGGUGUUGGUGCCAUGGUGGGGGCAGAUAUAGUCGCAGGCCGAGACCAAGGAUCAAUACAUCGUCAUACACCAUCAUACAUCAUCCUGACUUUAACAGGCAGUAACAUUCUGCUGGGAGAUGGCCUGGUUAUCAUCAGUGCCACUCUGUAUGCAGUCUCCAACCUGUGUCAGGAGUACAUUGUGAAGAACAAGAGCCGGCUGGAGUUUCUAGGGAUGGUUGGCCUCUUCGGAACACUGAUCAGCGGAAUACAGCUAGGUAUUUUAGAACAUACGGAUGUGGCAAACAUUCAGUGGACAUGGCAAAUUGCUCUGCUCCUGUGUGGCUUUGCUAUAUGUAUGUUUACACUGUACAGCUGCAUGCCUGUGGUGAUCAACAUGACCAGUGCCACAGCAGUUAACCUCUCUCUGCUCACGGCUGAUCUCUUCAGCCUCUUCUGUGGCCUUUUCCUAUUUCAGUACAUUUUCUCAGGGCUCUACGUUGUGUCUUUAGUGGUGAUCAUGGUGGGUUUCAUAAUGUUCAAUGCCGUGCCUACACCAAACCAAGCUCCUGAAGCGGUGACUGAGGAGGGAGGACAUGACAACGAAGUCGAGAAUCAAGUGGAAGGAGAAAAUGUUUCCAGUGGAAAGAGUAUUCCAGCUGAAAAUGAACAUGGAUUUGUUUUAAGCAGUGUUAAAAUGUAGCUCGGAAACUUGGUCAACAUUCUUCAUGGAUUUAGUUUUGACUGAUGAUGACACUUAUGUCGAUGCUAACUUACUUUUCACAAUGUAUCAUUUAAAGACCUAUACUUGAAUGGGUAGGAGUCUGCUGUUGUUUUUUGUCAACUGUCACUCUAUUGGUCGUAUUUUGAAGCAGAGGAACUAUAAAUACACUAGGAAGAGGGCUUUAUAGUCACUCGCUAUAUAAUAUACAGUGUGUGUGUGUGCACUUAUAUAAAAAAAAUUACACACACAUACAUAGUGUCCUCCACUAGUAUUGGCACCGCUGGUAAAUAUGAGCAAAGACGGCUGUGAAAAAUUGCCUUUAUUUAAAAAAUUAAUUGUCUUUAUUUAGAAAAUAUAUAUUUGUUAAAUAUUGGUGUGCAACAAUUAUUGGCACCCCUUUAGUCAAUACUUUGUGCUACCUCCCUUUGCCAAGAUAACAUCUCUGAGUUUUCUCCUAUAAUGCCUGAUGAGGUUGGAGAAUACAUGGCAAGGGAUCCGAGACCAUUCCCCCAUAUAGAAUCUCUCUAGAUCCUUCAACUUUCAAAGUCUACACUGGUGGACUCUCCUCUUCAGUUCAAAAUUCAAAAAGUUCUGUGAAUAGCAGAAAAUUGAAAAACACUGCAUUUAAGAAAUUAUAUUAACCCUUCAGAAGAUGCAGAACACUGUCUGGUUUUCACUCAAUCAUGUGCUCAUCCUCUUAGAGGACCAUUGUUUCAGUUUUAUGAUGAUUCGAAACACAAACAAACUGAUUAAUACACUGGAAUUAAUAUAAUGUAAUAUAAAGAGAGAAGUGGCACAGUGUUGCUGUCUCAGAGUUCCACAGUUCCCGGUUCAAUCCUGUGCGUGUUGAGUUUCCAUGCAUGUCGUUCCCACCUCCUGAAACCUUCACUGUAUUUUUACUGGAUUUUUAAUAAAAUCCAAACUGCCUCUAGGUGUUAAUGUGUGUGCAUGGCAUCCAGCUAUGAACCGCUUACCGAAGAUCAAUGGAUAUAUAAUGACUUGUCUAAUAUACAUUAAAGCAAGGACAAAAUGACUCAAACACCAAUGCAAAUGUAACAAGAUUUCAUUUAUUCAACAUUUGUUCUACUUUUGCUCUUCCUCUUCAUUUCGAACUUGAAUAUGAUGGACAAUUAGUUCUGUGCAGCCCCAAAUGUACAGGCUACACACACACACACACACACACACACACACACACACACACACACACACACACUAAACUUUCUCCAUAGGGAAAAACACACUUUUUGUAUAUAUAAUAUUAAUGUGGACAGAGGUCAGAAAGGUUGCCCCAUAGUAUACAGUACUGUAUAUGGUCCCCUAAAACAGUUUUCCCCGACACAUCAUUCAUGUACACACCAAAUUAAACAUGUUAAACCAGAAAAUGUUUUAACUGGUGAACAUGUGCAACAUAGCCUGUGUAAACACAAACUUCAAAUCAGAAUUCAGUAAAGAUGAAGUUUAAACUCUCAUUCAUGAAGCAUACAAAUGAAUGAAGGGACUCUGCUAGGUUAAGUGAGUGCUUGGUAAUAUCGAUAUUGUAAACUUGGGCUGUUCUUUUGUGGGUCACAUGAGCAAUAUCACAGUGUUUGAGGUUUGUGAGUCAAAUCUCAGAGGACACCCAGGCUAGGUUGGAUUUUCAGGUCUGUGGAGUAUUCAGUGUGGUUCAGUAAGGACAAAAGCGUCUGGAUUGACGUAUUAUAAAUGUCCACCACCUUUGAGUAGUUCAGUGAUGGGCUUCUACACACCUGUCUUUCUGGAUUUACACUCCUACAGGAUCACCUUCUUGUUGCAACCUGAAGUUUUCACAGAAGCUUUGGAUGAUGUACUGUAUCUCUUAUUUGCAUUUCCACCAUGUACUAUUAAAUCACAAACACACUAUCAAACACAUACAGUCAAAUUAAUCAGCAUUAAUCAGAUGGAAGUUGACAAAGUAGAAUAUGCCAUACACACCCACCACAAGCACACACACACACACACACACCCUACCUAGUAACAAUGACUAUGCACUCCUACCAAACAUAAAGCUCAUUUAUCAGCUACACCAUGAUGAAGGCAUUGAAUGUGUUCCAUCUGAACACAGAAAAAGUACAUUCACAAUAAAAGUUCAGGAUCUCAUACUUAAUUCUUUCACUAUAUUGUAACCCCUCCAUGG
Molecule: messenger RNA, 3414 nt
Organism: Ictalurus punctatus (channel catfish)
Lineage: Eukaryota; Metazoa; Chordata; Actinopteri; Siluriformes; Ictaluridae
Gene: slc35f2l
Product: info solute carrier family 35 member F2, like
Exons: 8
Coding region: 69-1241 (390 amino acids)
Biological process (GO): transmembrane transport
Cellular component (GO): membrane
Molecular function (GO): transmembrane transporter activity
Source: RefSeq, a predicted model, not a curated record